Messenger RNA from Eucalyptus grandis, 2232 nucleotides. Its product is annotated as transcription repressor KAN1. The transcript has 6 exons. The record is from RefSeq and is a predicted model, not a curated record. NCBI's taxonomy places the organism in Eukaryota, Viridiplantae, Streptophyta, Magnoliopsida, Myrtales, Myrtaceae. Gene Ontology annotation, cellular component: nucleus. The coding region runs from base 469 to 1833 and encodes 454 amino acids. Gene Ontology annotation, molecular function: transcription cis-regulatory region binding. Gene Ontology annotation, biological process: abaxial cell fate specification; regulation of DNA-templated transcription.
AAAUCCUCCCUCUUUUCCAAUCCUUUCCAAAUAUUUCCCAUCUCUCUCUCUCUCUCUCCAAAAGUCUUUCUUUUUCAUUUAGCUCUCUUUUGGACCUCUCUCUCUCUCUCUCUCUCUUUCUCACAGCUAUAACCUUUUCAAGCUCAUCAUACACCAUCUCUUUCCAGUAAUCUGCAACUAUCUCAAGCCCACCCACAAAAAAGAAAAACAAACAUCGCUGUUCUUCUAUUCCCAAGAAGUAGAGAAACCCAAAAAAGAGAAAGAAAAAAGACCCAAAUUUUCGAAAUUAAUCGGCACAAAACAACUUCCUCUUCUUUUCCACCCCUAGUUUUGAGCUGUGUGGGGGAGCACAAAGUGACCCUUAUCUUUCUUUCUUCAGAAGACCGGGAGAAAGCUCAAAAAAAAAAAAAAAAAAAAAUUCCUAGCUCAUACUUUUGAUCCCUCUGUGAGCUCUAAGUCGGUGUCCAGAUGGAAGAAGAGAGCUCCUUCCCUGAUCUUUCACUCCACAUAAGCCCCCCGAACAGUGCCCCCUCCUCGAUCUGCGGCGGUGGAAACAACGAGGGCGACUCGAACUCGAGCUUCGACAUUUGGCGGAGAGGCGCCGAGGACGAUGACGACUAUCAUUAUGCCCUAAGGUCCCACAGCGACAGUUCCGUUCUCAAGGCUGAUGCUGCCGCGGACACCCGGCUCUCCCUAUCGAAUUUACCGGCCGCCGCCGUGGCUGCGAGCAACCCCUUAGAGGCCGAGAGCCCGUGGCGGAGGAGCAUGAUGGACACCCACAAUGGUGAUCAUCAAGUGGAAGAUUAUUUCAAGAGGAGGCAUGCAAUUGGCAAUGGAAGUCUCGGCCACAUAAGCAGCGGGAUGUCGCUCCUCGGUGUCUCGGACAAGCUUCGACCGAUCAAGGGCAUUCCCGUGUACAACACAGGCGCUUGCAACAAUUCUUUCCAGUUCCCUCUGCAGGCAGAUCGCGAUUUCCCCAGAGAUGUGAUGACAACGAGGGACAGUAAUCCAAAGUUAUCUUACAACUUCCCUCGGCCGAGCAACAUCAUGAUGAGCAUGAACAAUAGUUCUAGUAGUCCGAGCAAUUAUUUUGAACCCAUGUACGUGUUGAAUUCCGGCGGCGGAGGCGGUUCGAGAUUCAACGGGAUAACGAUGGAUAAUCUGAACCACAAUUUCAAGUCGAGGCAGAUGAUGAUGCAGUACCUGCAUCAGCACCACCAGUAUGGAUCGUCGGGCGAAUCGAACGGAUUGGUCUCGAGAUUCAGGUUCGUCCCCAAGUUGCAGAGCAACAAGAGGAACAUGAGGGCUCCGAGGAUGCGUUGGACUAGCUCUCUCCAUGCCCGCUUUGUUCAUGCCGUCGGGCUUCUUGGCGGCCAUGAAAGGGCUACACCAAAAUCAGUGUUGGAGCUUAUGGAUGUGAAGGACCUAACACUAGCUCAUGUGAAGAGCCACUUACAGAUGUAUAGGACUGUUAAGAAUACUGACAAAGCAGCUGCUUCCUCAGAUGGAUCUGCUGAUGAAGACUUUCUGCCCCCAUUAAAAACAUUCCAGCAAAAUGGAAACCAGAGAGCUGAUGGUUCUAAUCUAAGUGUUUCCACUGGACAUAACAUGUGGACUAACAGUUCAAGUAAAGGAGAGUGGCCAUACAGCACUAAUUCUAGAGAUGUCGAUGGGACAGCAAGGCCAGAAACCAUUUCAUCUCAUCAUAACUCUGAGGUGGAGUAUAUGGGUCAGCAGAGAGAUUGUACGAGAUCGGGCUUGAAUAUGAAUACUCCCAGCUUGGAAUUCAGCCUGGGGAGAUCCGAUUGGCGUGGCAAUGUAUACGACUCCUAAUUAGACGCAUCAAAAAAAUGUUUUUCAAUGCAUAUAAAUUGGAAAUAGUGUAGAGCACAUUAAUUAUCGAUAUAGUUUUGACUCAACAAAGUCAUUUUUUCUUUUCACAGCCAGUGCAUCUGCUGUCCUAGUUUUUUUGUUUCCCGACUUCCUCUUUUCUAGCAAACUAAGGUUAUCUUCUUUUGGAAUUAGGGUUUUGACGGUUCAUGUCCAAUUCAAAAAAGGCAAAAGUAGAUGACAAGGAUAAACGGUUGAGUUCUUCCAUCUAGGGUUUUGCUUUUUAUCUUUUCUUGAUUUAUUUAUAAAGACAUAUUGGUUUGUUUGAUUAUCUAGGAUGAGCAACUUGAGGAGAACCCAAUACGAUAAAGUUUGUAUUUAUGAACGAAUUGCUUGCUGUUA